Messenger RNA from Lacerta agilis (Sand lizard), 1092 nucleotides. RefSeq names its product vomeronasal type-2 receptor 26-like. Gene Ontology annotation, biological process: G protein-coupled receptor signaling pathway. The record is from RefSeq and is a predicted model, not a curated record. Gene Ontology annotation, molecular function: G protein-coupled receptor activity. Lineage: Eukaryota; Metazoa; Chordata; Lepidosauria; Squamata; Lacertidae. Bases 1 to 1068 code for a protein of 355 amino acids. Gene Ontology annotation, cellular component: membrane. The transcript is spliced from 3 exons.
AUGGAAGGAGAGAUGCAGGAGCUUCGGAAGUUGCAAGCUUGGCAGGUUCCACCGCAUUCUGUGUGUAGCCCAAAUUGCCGUCCUGGAACCAGAAAGAAAAAGAAGGAGGGGGAGAAAUUCUGCUGCUAUGAUUGUGCUCCAUGUCCCCAAGGAAGGAUUGCUUCCCAGAAGGACAUGAAUGACUGUAUUGGAUGCUCAGAAGAUCACUAUCCAAACAAGGACCAAACACAAUGCAUUCCAAAGACAAUAAGCUUCCUGACUUUUGGAGCACCACUUGGGAUGUGCAUAGCAUUUCUCUCUCUCCUUUUCUUUCUGCUCACACUUUUGGUCCUAGUAAUCUUUGCUAAGCAUCGGGACACACCACUCGUCAGGGCCAACAAUCGAGAUCUGACCUACACUCUGCUCACGUCUCUCCUCCUUUGCUUUCUCUGCCCCUUCAUCUUCCUCAGUCCUCCAGACACAGUGACUUGCCUUCUCCGACAAAUGACUUUUGGUGUCGUUUUCACUGUGACCGUUUCUUGUGUGUUGGCUAAAACCAUCACUGUUGUUCUGGCCUUUGUGGCCACCAAACCAGGAUCCAGAAUGAGGAAAUGGGUGGGGAAAAGACUGGCAAGCGCCAUUGUGUUGACUUGUACUAUUAUCCAAACUGGUAUUUGCACUGUGUGGCUGGGAACCUCUCCCCCAUUUCCUGAUUUUGACAAGCAUUAUGUGAUGGGAGAAAUCAUUCUGGAAUGCAAUGAAGGAUCAGCUGCCAUGUUUUACUGUGUCUUGGGCUACAUGGGCUUCCUGGCCAUUGUCAGCUUUGUUGUAGCAUUUUCAGCCAGGAAACUGCCUGACAGUUUUAAUGAAGCCAAAUUUAUCACCUUCAGCAUGUUGUUGUUUUGUAGUGUUUGGAUCUCCUUUGUUCCAGUCUACCUGAGCACCAAGGGAAAACACAUGGUGGCUGUGGAGAUCUUCUCUAUCUUGGCCUCCACUGCUGGCUUAAUGGGUUCCAUCUUUGCCCCCAAAUGCUACAUUAUUAUGCUGAGGCCCGACCUGAACAUCAGAGAGCAAUUAAUGAGAAACUGAAUUAGAGAAAAACAUAAUUUUAGA